This is a messenger RNA of Chelonia mydas (Green sea turtle), 4042 nucleotides long. RefSeq names its product SprT-like N-terminal domain (gene SPRTN). The record is from RefSeq and is a predicted model, not a curated record. Gene Ontology annotation, molecular function: single-stranded DNA binding; polyubiquitin modification-dependent protein binding; metalloendopeptidase activity. The transcript has 5 exons. Gene Ontology annotation, cellular component: nucleus. Lineage: Eukaryota; Metazoa; Chordata; Testudines; Cheloniidae. Gene Ontology annotation, biological process: DNA repair. Bases 221 to 1735 code for a protein of 504 amino acids.
UAUGCGUCGGACAGAGCGGAAGUUGAGUGUGGGACGCUAUUUGGCGCACGCGCAAGAGGAAAGUGGUAGAAUACGCAUGUGCUGAGAAAGGGGCAACAGGAAGGUGCCCCGCUGUACUGCGCGCGCGCCGGAAUCCGAGUCAACGGUUGCCGGUCGGGAGGCUGAGGGGCUCCUACAGUGCGCUUCCCGCCUGGGCCCGGGCCGACGGCGCUCCAUCGGGAUGGACGGAGACUUCCUGCUGGCGCUGCGGUUACAAGCGCAGUGGGAGGAAGAGGAGGAAGCGGCGGCGGUAGCGGCAGCGGCCUGUAGCGAGUCCCCGCGCGGCUCCUCAGCGCCGCCGCGGCCGCUCUCCGUGGUGGACGAGGCCUGGGAGCUGCUGGACCCGAGCCCCGACGUCCGCGGCCUCUUCGUGCAGUUCAACGAGACGCUCUUCUGGGGGAAGCUGGCGGCCGUGGCGGUGACGUGGAGCCCGCGCAUGACGCUAUGUGCUGGAGUGUGCAGCUAUGAAGGAAGAGGUGGGAUGUGUUCCAUCCGCCUUAGUGAGCCACUCUUAAAGCUAAGACCAAGAAAGGAUCUUGUAGAGACACUCUUACAUGAAAUGAUUCAUGCCCUGUUAUUUGUCACUAACAAUGACAAAGACCAUGAAUCCCAUGGACCAGAGUUUUGCAAACACAUGCGUCGUAUCAAUCGCAUGACUGGAGCCAAUGUUACAAUCUAUCACGACUUUCAUGAUGAGGUGGAUUCAUAUCGCCAACACUGGUGGCGAUGUAAUGGCCCAUGUCAGAGUAGAAAACCUUAUUAUGGAUAUGUGAAACGCGCAAUGAAUAGGGCACCCUCUGCGCGAGACUUCUGGUGGUCUGACCACCAACAGACCUGUGGAGGAACAUUCUCAAAAGUAAAGGAGCCAGAGAACUAUUCUAAAAAAGGCAAGGAGAAAACCCAGCUAGGAAAACUUUCAAACUCUGAGCCAUCUGAUACCAAAGGAAGGAUACAUGGAGGUGAUAUACGAAGCCUAAUUCCUUUUAGUGGAAAAGGAUAUCAGCUUGGAGGAGCAGGCCUUUGGUCCUCUGAGAGACACAAAAGUUCCAACAGUAUUAAGGGCAGAGAAAUACCCAGUCCACAAUGUUAUUCAGCAGCUGGAACCGCAAGAUCAGUUCCUAAAAAUGAACUAAAAUUUGAACCAAACACAUUCAGUACUAGCAUUUCCCAUCCAGUUUUUACUGAUCGCUCCAAUCAUAAGAACAGCUUUGCUUUGAACCACAAGUUUCCUAAAAUAUCUGUCGCUAAUACAAAAGCUUACAGGAAUGUUGAUGGGUCGCCUGUUAAAAUUUCUCCUGUUAAUGGAGGAAAUUUGAACCAAAGUCCUACAAAUGCCAAGUCGGUUUUUCCAUCUUCUAAUGAGACACCAAAACAAACUUCCUUUGAACAAUCUGAGACAACUCUAAGAUCCUGGGUUUCAUCCCAGGGAAACAGCAGCUUUGAAAAUGGUGGUAUACCACAGAAACGGCCGAAAACGGAAGACAAAUCUGCCUUUGUAAACUACUUUAUAAAGAGAGAGAGUACUGAUGGCACUUCUAGAACUAACACUCCUAUAAAAAACAAUGCUGAACCAACAGUGUCCUCUGAAAGUUGUAGUUCUGCUGUUAGUCAGGAUAAAAAAGUUAGUUGUCCCGUUUGCCAGACCGAGGUUUUGGAGACCAAAAUAAAUGAACACCUAGACUCUUGUCUGACAUAACCUUUGAAAUGCAAUAUCACAACUAAGUCUAAGAAUUGUUUGAAAUCUUCAAAUUACAUUGCUCAGGGUUUAUCCAAUUAUGAUUGUUAUUGUGUGCCUGUACACUGGCCUGUAUUGUCUAAGCUGGAAACUUUCCUAUAUGUGUAAAGUGGAGUCUGAAUUUCAGCAUGAAGGGAGGGCAGUUCUGAUCCUAACAUGCAACUCAAAAAAAAAAAAAAAAUUAGAUUUAUAGACUCUCCCGGUGCUCGUGUCCCAAAGAGCCUAAGGGUAUAUGUACGCUACCAAGCCUACAUCAGCAAAUUAUGCCAGCACAGGUGACAGGAGGAGGAAUUCUGUUGGUGUGGGAACAGCGCCUCCCUGAACGAUUUUAGCUGUGCCAGCAGAAGCCCUCUUCUGUCCAUAUAGCUGUGGUCUGUGCUGGUGGUGUAGUUGGAAUAAGUGUGUCGCUAUGAGGUAUGGUUUUUCUACACCCCGACCAACAUAGCUAUGUCGGUAUAAAUUUUGAAGUGUAGACCAGGCCAAAUACACUCCUGAUUUUAGUAAAUGCAGUUGUGGUUGGGUUACAUUUUUAUUGCAGAACCUAAGAAGGUCUCUUCCCAUGGUAACACUUACUAGAUUCUGAAAUCUUAGAUGAUUUCUAAAAGCAACUUAACGUUUUUAAUCAUGUUUUGUCUUUUUGUACUUUUCCUCGGUCCCCAAAAUGUUCUUUAACUCAUCCCUCACCACCUUUUAAAUUUAACUUCUAAAUUGUCCCCUUCCACAUAAACUGAUACCAACUUAUCAAUUUGCCACAAUGAAAAUAGUGGGCAUUUUUUUUUAUAUUCUUAUAACACCAAAUAUUGUGUUUAGGCCACAGCUACCGACUCUCCAGAUAUCAGUUUCGCCCAAAACUUUUUAAAGGGCAGGUAGGAAUGAGGGUGGAAUUAAAUUUAAAUUAUGCUUGUGUCCACACUGCCAGCGAGGGGUGUGAUUCCCCUGCUCAUGUACACAUACUCACUCUAGCUCUUUUCAGUACCCACCUGAAACCAGUAGAAAUGUAUGCACUCAGCUCAGCCAUAUCUCUGCUGCUGCUACAUUGCUAUUUAUAUUUGCACUAGCUGGAUGAGAGUGCAAGUAUGUAUAAACAAUCAGGGGAAUCACACCUCUUGCUGGCAGUGUAGACAUAGUUUAAGUCUUCAGCAAAAAUGGGGAGCAGCUUAGAAGUUAAAAAAAAAAAAUACAGUAAGUCUAUUUUAGCAUAAUCUUGUAAGUGGAGAGCAUGGGUAGAAAAUUAGUGAUAUGGGAGGGAUUCUAGAUACUUAACACUGCUUGAUGCAUUUGAUGGAGCAUUAGGUUGUAGACUUAAGUCUUAUUAGAGAUACAUACUGGGUUUUGAAGCAUUGGUUAAGAGGGACAGGAAUAGGAGCUGAGGAAUUUAAACUUCCUUAUAGUGUUAAGGCAUAAGAUGGUUAAUUUUUUGUUUAGCCACUUUGGUUUGUUUUUAAUGUGCGUGGAUGGUAUGCAGGCAGUGACAGCUAAUUCAUGGUCCAACAAGUGGCACUGGCCUUGCUGCAUAUAUUGACGCUUCAGUGGCUUUCACUCUUUAACUCCAAGAAUGCGUAGUAUGCGUUUCUGUAUAUUUGACCCCCUAAAGGCUAAAACCACCGAGAGUAAAAAUAGGGCUGAGUACAAGUAGCAAAAUUAGAAGACCUUGUCAUAUCACUAGUCCUGCUACAGAAUUCUAACUGAAGGCCUGAAUUUAAAUGCAGAUUUCCAAUUGAAUUCCCAUUGCAAUCAUUGGCAGAGCUUUGCUUUGCUUCCUUAUCAGCCUAAUUAAUAGUUCAGUCAGUAUAUGCUAACAGCAUUCUAUUACAUGUUAUGAAUACCAGGUAAGAUGUAUAAAGCCUACUGAAAUGUUUACAGUUCUGUUGGUGCGCUAAAGGUAUUUAACUGACCGGUUUGGGCAAUACUGUCACAGUUUAAACUAGCUUUCCCAAUGAACAUAUUAUACACUAGGUUGCUUUUUGAACUGCUGGUAGGUAUAUAUGGUGGCUAUGAUGCACACAAAAGUGUAAAUACAGGUUGUCUUGUUAUAAAUGUAACAUGGUUUACAGUUGAUUUCCUCUGAGACGAGGAAUAAACAGAUCAGACAGUUACGGAAUUUGACCCGUGCUAACUAAUACUAGUUUCAAAGUGUAGGAAAAAAAACCUCUAAGAAUGCAUAAAUGUACUUCAAGAAACUGAAUUUUAAAAUACUGACAUUACUGAAAUGUUUUAAUGACCUUAACAAAAAUGUCUUGCAUAUUCUGAAUAAAUCAUGAUGCUGAA